This is a messenger RNA of Suillus paluster, 1013 nucleotides long. RefSeq names its product mitochondrial protein. The transcript has 7 exons. The record is from RefSeq and is a predicted model, not a curated record. Gene Ontology annotation, cellular component: mitochondrion. Gene Ontology annotation, molecular function: protein-containing complex binding. Lineage: Eukaryota; Fungi; Basidiomycota; Agaricomycetes; Boletales; Suillaceae. Bases 6 to 1013 code for a protein of 335 amino acids.
CCGCCAUGUGUUCCCGCGGACGAAUUACCCGAUUAGGCAUCCAGGUUCAAGGCCGCCACGAGUCACGGCAGCUUGAGGAGCUACAUACUCACUGUAACUUAGCUGUCAACGUUAACCGCGAUAACAUCCCCAUGUCAGCUGUUGCGCAAAAAAAUAUUGUUGUCGGUGGCAAUGGUUUCGUUGGCUCCGCGGUUUGCAAGUUGGCCUCUUGCCCGGAGAAUGGAGGUCACCAGCAUAAGCUCUUCCGGAAAACCUUACAAAACCCCAAACAGGUGGAAUGGCGGAAAGCAGAUGCCCUGAAUCUAGAGUCAUAUGCGGACAUCCUCCCGAGUGUUGACGCUGUUGUCCACACUAUUGGUACGCUUCUGGACAAUACGCAGCACAAGCAGAGGAUGCAAGAAGGAGACGUAAUGGGCAUGCUCAAAUCUCUUGCUGGCCGUGGCAAGAGUUCUUCAGCAGAAGGUCAACGGAGCGCCUAUGACACCCUUAAUUAUGAAACAGCCGUCCGUAUGUGUGAAGCAUUUAUAGUGAGCGAGCCCGUAUCCGGAAUUUCACAUGUUCGGCCCUUCAUCUAUGUCUCCGCGGAGGACGUCAACCGACCCAUCGUCUCCGUGCGGUAUCUCGAAACGAAACGGGAGGCUGAGAAGCGGAUUGAAGAAAUCAUCCAAAGUCAUCCACAAUACAGGGGGGUGUAUGUCCGCUCCAAUUUAACAUACCACCCGCAUGUCCGACCAAUGACUACCAUUCCAGCCACGAUAUUCGAUGUCUCAGCACGGAUCCAUGCCGCAGUACCAACGUAUAUUCCGAUGCCUUCUUCGGAUCUGAGGUGGUUAGGGACUUCCGUUUGCCCCGAUGCCACGGACAAAACACCUUCCGCCCUGACUUCCAUGGCGAAUUUGCUCUCUAUACCCCAAUCCACCAAGGAUAUACGUGGUGUCGUUGGCGUGCGCGAUAUACGCCACCUAAUUGGUUUGUCCCAAAUGGGAGCAGGGACGUUGACCCCAAGCACUUAG